Oncorhynchus keta (chum salmon) is the source of this 5885-nucleotide messenger RNA. Its product is annotated as ankyrin-3-like. NCBI's taxonomy places the organism in Eukaryota, Metazoa, Chordata, Actinopteri, Salmoniformes, Salmonidae. Gene Ontology annotation, biological process: protein localization to T-tubule; signal transduction; regulation of cardiac muscle contraction. Gene Ontology annotation, molecular function: protein binding. The transcript has 41 exons. Gene Ontology annotation, cellular component: T-tubule. The record is from RefSeq and is a predicted model, not a curated record. The coding region runs from base 345 to 5885 and encodes 1846 amino acids.
AGACAGAUCCACGCGGAGCACCGGCCCAGGUACCGCCAUGGACCAGGAGGGGAACCUGAAGAGGACGGCUAGAAACAGAGCGUGGUUACCGUAGUAACCGUUUCUCUUCUCUCCACCUCUGUGCCUGGUGAUGCUCGUGGCUCUCUUGCUCCUGGAUUCUACACUGACUGAGGUUGACACAGAAACAGGAGGAGACGUUUCCUCAUCAUUUCUCCUGCCUACCCUUAUCCUCCGACACUCUCCUUGUCAGCAGGACGGAACUCUUUUUCCCUUUCCUUAUCUUUUUCUCUGAGAUCGUUGGCUUCCACUUCCCUGGGAUUUCUACCGUUUUUUUGUAUUCCGCCAUGGCUCACGCAGCCUCCGCAUUGAAGAAGAACCGGGACGUGGAUGUCAAUGCUAUCGAGGAUGAGAAAGAAAAGAAAAGGAGAAUUAAGAAACUAGCGUCCCGGGAACAAAAGAGAAAGUCGGACAGCAAUGCCAGUUACCUGCGAGCAGCGCGGGCUGGGAACCUGGAGAAGGCCCUGGACUACCUCAAGUCUGGGGUAGAAAUCAACAUCUGCAACCAGAAUGGGUUGAAUGCUCUUCAUCUGGCCUCUAAGGAGGGUCAUGUAGAGGUGGUGGCUGAGCUGCUGAAGCUAGAAGCCAAUGUGGACGCGGCGACCAAGAAAGGAAACACCGCUCUUCACAUAGCCUCCCUGGCCGGCCAAACGGAAGUGGUGAAAGAGCUAGUGACCAAUGGAGCCAAUGUGAACGCACAGUCUCAAAAUGGCUUCACCCCGCUCUACAUGGCAGCCCAGGAGAACCAUAUUGAGGUGGUUCGCUUCCUCCUGGAACACAACUCCAGCCAGAGUAUGGCCACCGAGGACGGGUUCACCCCUCUGGCGGUGGCGCUGCAGCAGGGGCAUGACCAAGUGGUGUCUCUGCUCCUGGAGAAUGACACCAAGGGCAAGGUGCGUCUGCCCGCCCUGCACAUCGCCGCCCGCAAGGACGACACCAAGGCUGCAGCGUUACUUCUCCAGAACGACCGCAACGCAGAUGUGGAGUCCAAGAGCGGCUUCACUCCUCUCCACAUCGCUGCUCACUAUGGCAACAUCAACGUGGCCACGCUUCUGCUGAAUCGGGGGGGAGCUGUGGACUUCAUGGCCAGGAAUGACAUCACACCUCUCCAUGUGGCAUCUAAAAGAGGCAAUAGUAACAUGGUCAAACUGUUGUUGGACAGAGGAUCCAAAAUAGAUGCCAAGACUAAGGACGGACUGACACCUCUUCACUGUGGAGCGAGGAGCGGUCAUGAACAAGUGGUUGAGAUCCUGCUGGACCGCGGAGCCCCCAUUCUGUCCAAGACAAAGAACGGGCUGUCCCCCCUGCACAUGGCCACUCAGGGUGACCACAUCAACUGUGUCCAGCUCCUCCUUCAGAACGAUGUCCCCGUUGAUGAUGUCACCAACGACUACCUGACAGCGUUACACGUGGCCGCCCACUGUGGACACUACAAAGUGGCCAAGCUCAUAGUGGACAAAAAGGCCAACCCUAACGCUAAAGCACUGAACGGCUUCACCCCGCUUCACAUCGCCUGCAAGAAGAACCGCUCCAAAGUGAUGGAGCUGCUGCUGAAACACGGAGCAUCGAUCCAGGCUGUGACAGAGUCUGGACUCACUCCUAUUCACGUGGCCGCUUUCAUGGGACAUGAGAACAUUGUCAACUCACUGACGCAUCACGGAGCUUCGCCCAACACCACCAACGUGAGGGGGGAGACAGCGCUGCACAUGGCAGCCCGGGCAGGUCAGGCUGACGUGGUGCGAUACCUGCUGCAGAAUGGAGCGAAGGUGGAGACUAAGGCCAAGGACGACCAGACAGCGCUGCACAUCUCCAGCCGGCUGGGGAAGGCCGACAUCGUCCAGCAGCUGCUGCAGAGGGGGGCUUCUGCUAACGCUGCCACCACGUCAGGCUACACACCCCUCCACCUGGCUGCCCGCGAAGGUCACGAGGACGUAGCCGCCAUGCUGCUGGACCAGGGUGCAUCGCUGUCAGCCUCCACUAAGAAAGGGUUCAGUCCUCUUCACGUGGCAGCCAAGUAUGGGAAGAUGGAAGUGGCCAGCCUGCUUCUUCAGAAGAGAGCAGCUCCGGAUGCAGCUGGAAAGAGUGGGCUAACUCCACUGCAUGUAGCUGCUCACUACGAUAAUCAGAGAGUGGCUCUACUGCUUCUGGAUCAGGGAGCAUCUCCCCACGCUGCCGCCAAGAAUGGCUACACACCCCUCCACAUAGCUGCCAAGAAGAACCAGAUGGACAUCGGGACCACCCUACUGGAGUACGGGGCGGACACCAAUGCUGUGACCCGCCAGGGCAUCAGCCCUGUUCACCUGGCUGCACAGGAGGGCAGUGUGGACCUGGUCUCUCUGCUGCUCACCAAGAACGCCAGCGUCAACAUGGGCAACAAGAGUGGUCUCACACCUCUCCACUUAGCGGCGCAGGAGGACAAAGUCAACGUGGCGGAAGUCCUGCUCAACCAGGGGGCGGACGUCGUCCCCUCGACAAAGAUGGGAUACACUCCGCUGCAUGUGGCUUGUCACUAUGGCAACGUCAAGAUGGCGGACUUCCUCAUACAGAACCAGGCCAGAGUUGAUGACAAAACAAAGAACGGCUACACGCCCCUCCACCAGGCGGCACAGCAGGGCCACACCCACAUCAUCAACCUGCUGCUGCAGCACGGAGCCUCUGCCAAUCAGCUGACCGUGAACGGGAGCACAGCCUUGUCCAUCGCCUGUCGUCUUGGUUACAUCUCAGUGGUCGACACUCUCAGGCCAGUGACUGAUGAGAAUCUGACCUCUGUGACUGCGACAGAAAAACACAAAAUGAACAUCCCCGAGACCAUGAACGAGUUUCUGGACAUGUCUGACGAUGAAGCUAAGGCUAAUGCGCCGGAAAUUCUCAAUGACGACUGUAUUUCAGAUGUUGACGAAGGUGAGGAUGCAAUGACCGGCGACACUGACAAAUAUCUGCGGCCCCAGGACCUCAAGGAGCUGGGGGACGACUCUCUCCCGCAGGAGGGCUACAUGGGGUUCAGCAUUGGAGUCCGCUCAGCGAGCCUCCGCUCCUUCAGUUCGGAUAGGUCCAACACCCUCAACCGCAGCUCCUACGCGCGAGACAGCAUGAUGAUAGAGGAGAUCCUCGCCCCGACCAAGGACACGCACCUGGCUGUAACCCGGGACUACGAUGCAGAGUGUCUGAGGCGCUACAGCUGGACCCCAGACACAAUAGAUCACAGUAACACUGUGUCCAGUCCCAUUCACUCAGGCUUGUCCUCCCCGCUCCCUCAGUAUGACUCCAGAUUCCUGGUCAGCUUCAUGGUUGAUGCCCGUGGGGGUUCCAUGAGAGGAAGUCGAAGCAACGGCAUGCGUAUCAUCAUCCCGCCCCGGAAGUGCACGGCUCCCACCCGCAUCACCUGCCGCCUGGCCAAGAGGCACAAACUGGCCUACCCCCCACCCAUGGUGGAGGGAGAGGGCCUGGUCAGCCGCCUGGUGGAGGUCGGCCCCGCAGGAGCCCAGUUUCUGGGACCUGUGAUCGUGGAGAUUCCUCAUUUCGGCUCCAUGAGGGGAAAGGAGAGGGAACUGAUCGUGCUGAGGAGCGACAACGGUGACACAUGGAAGGAACACCAGUACGACUGCCAUCCAAGUGACAUCACAGACAUUCUCAACGGGAUGGACGAAGAACUGGACAGCAAUGCUGAGCUGGAGAAGAAGCGUAUCUGUCGAGUCAUCACCAGGGACUUCCCCCAGUACUUUGCGGUGGUGUCCAGGAUCAAGCAGGAGAGUAACCACAUGGGUCCAGAGGGCGGGACUCUGACCAGCCUGACUGUGCCCAUGGUCCAGGCCUCCUUCCCACAGGGGGCGCUCACCAAAAAGAUACGCGUUGGCCUGCAGGCUCAGCCCGUCCCAGAUGACAUGGUGAGGAAUCUCCUCGGCAACAGGGCCACCUUCAGCCCUAUCGUUACUGUGGAGCCCAGGAGGAGGAAGUUCCACAAGCCCAUUACCAUGACGAUCCCUGUACCGCCCCGAUCGGCAGAGGGCCACCCCAGUGGACCCAGGGGAGACUCCACCCCCUGCCUGCGCCUCCUCUGCAGCAUCACAGGUGGAACAUCUCCUGCCCAGUGGGAGGACAUAACAGGAACUACUCCGCUGUCCUUCGUCACAGACUGUGUUUCCUUCACCACAAACGUGUCGGCCAGGUUCUGGCUUGCAGACUGCCACCAGAUUCCUGAGACGGUCAGUCUGGCCUCUCAGCUAUACCGGGAGCUGAUCUGUGUGCCGUAUCUGGCCAAGUUUGUGGUGUUUGCCAAGAUGAACGAUCCUGUGGAGUCACGCCUCCGCUGCUUCUGCAUGACGGACGACAAGGUGGACAAGACUCUGGAACAACAGGAGAACUUUGAAGAGGUGGCCAGGAGUAAAGACAUUGAGGUCUUGGAGGGCAAGCCUAUCCAUGUGGAUUGCUACGGCAAUUUAUCUCCUCUUACCAAGAGUGGGCAGCAGCUGAUCUUCAACUUCUUCUCUUUCAAAGAGAACCGGCUUCCUUUCAAUGUGAAGGUCAGAGACAUGGGCCAAGAACCAUGUGGUCGACUCUCAUUUUUGAAAGAGCCGAAAACCACUAAAGGUCUUCCACAGACAGCCAUAUGCAAUUUGAAUAUCACACUGCCAACUCAUAAGAAGGACAUGAUGGAGUCUGAUCCUGAUGAUGAGACUGAAAAACCAGACCGACGUCAUACCUUUGCCUCCUUAGCUUUGCGUAAGCGCUACAGCUAUCUGACCGACCCUGCAGCGAGUCCUCAGAGUCCCUGUGAGCGAACAGACCUGCGGAUGGCCAUCGUGGCUGACCACCUGGGACUUAGCUGGACUGAGCUAGCUCGGGAAAUGGACUUUUCUGUCGACGAGAUCAACCACAUCCGAGUGGAGAACCCCAACUCCCUGACAGCGCAGAGCUUCAUGCUACUAAAGAAAUGGGUCAGCCGGGACGGUAAAAACGCAACGACGGAUGCCUUAACUGGAGUGCUGACCAAAGUCAAUCGGAUGGAUAUUGUGACUUUACUGGAGGGGCCGAUAUUUGACUAUGGUAACAUUUCAGGCACGAGAAGUUUUGCCGAUGAUAACGCUGUUUACCUGGAUCAGGCUGAUGAUUAUCACAGCAUCCUAGCGGAGCUGCAAUCCCCAGUCCAACUGCACUCUGACCCUCCCUUCACGGAGCUCCACUCUGAACCCCCUACCCUCACCAUCGACCCCACCCCUGUCCAGCUCCACCCACACCCCCCUACCCUCAUCCUCACCCAGUCUGAGCCCUGGACUGGCCACAUGGAGCCUAGUGUGGAGCCUGACACCUCCACUAGAACCCACCUUAGGCCCUGGGAGCUGUCCCUGUCCAUUCACACCCUUCACUUAGAUCCCACCGCUGCCACCAACACAGGAAUGGCUGAAGGUGACCAGGUGCUGAUGGUACAAGUGGAAGAAGAGAAAAAGGAAGUGGACAUAAGCCUCCAACAGCAGGAGGACAGCAGACAGACAGGGGCAUCAGCGGUGGAGGCUGAGGGGGAGGCUGAGGACGUCGUACAGGGAGGUGGUGAGGAAGGGGUAGAGGUGGGUGAGAUGGCAGAAGAGGGGGAUAAAGUGGUAGAAGCAAAGAUCGGGGCUAAGGUAGCGGAAGAGGGGACUAAGGUGAGGGUGGAGGGGGGUAAGGUGGGGGUGGAGGGGGGUAAGGCAGUAGAGAAUGGGGCUGAGGUGGUGGAAGAAGGGGGUGCAUAUCUCUCCCCCAGGCCUGGGCUGAGGCAUUGGGGGAGCAGGGUGUGUCUGGUUCCACCGAGGAAGAGGAUGGAGACGAAGACGAGAAGACAGAAGAUAAGUUAA